Molecule: messenger RNA, 2955 nt
Organism: Carlito syrichta (Philippine tarsier)
Lineage: Eukaryota; Metazoa; Chordata; Mammalia; Primates; Tarsiidae
Gene: PLPP6
Product: phospholipid phosphatase 6
Exons: 1
Coding region: 82-966 (294 amino acids)
Molecular function (GO): sphingosine-1-phosphate phosphatase activity
Source: RefSeq, a predicted model, not a curated record
CAGUGCGGAAGCGGAAGAAGCGGCAGGGCCUGGAAGCCUCUCCUUGGUCCAGCCGGGUCCCGGGCCGGGGCCGCCGCCGCGAUGCCGAGCCCCCGGAGGAGCGUCGAGGGUCGGUCGCUGGGCGCCUCCGCCUCCAGCAGCAGCAGCAGCAGCCCCAGCAGUCCGGCCCACGGCGGCGCCGGCGGCAGGUUCGAGUUCCAGUCCCUGCUCAGCAGCCGCGCUCCGGUCGUGGACCCCACCUGCGCCAGGCUCCGCGCGUCCGAGAGCCCCGUGCACCGCCGCGGCUCCUUCCCUCUGGCUGCAGCGGGACCCUCGCAAGCACCUCCGACCUCGCUGCCCGAGGAGGACCGCAUGGACCUGAACCCGUCCUUCCUGGGUAUCGCCCUGCGCUCCCUGCUGGCCAUCGACCUGUGGCUGUCCAAGAAGCUGGGGGUGUGCGCGGGGGAGAGCUCGUCCUGGGGCAGCGUGCGGCCCCUGAUGAAGCUGCUGGAGAUCUCGGGACACGGCAUCCCUUGGCUGCUGGGCACUUUCUAUUGCCUGUCCAGGAGCGAUAGCUGGGCCGGGCGCGAGGUGCUAAUGAACCUGCUCUUCGCCCUACUGUUGGACCUGCUGCUGGUGGCCCUGAUCAAAGGGCUGGUCCGCAGGCGCCGCCCGGCCCACAAUCAGAUGGACAUGUUUGUCACUCUCUCGGUGGACAAGUACUCCUUCCCUUCGGGUCAUGCCACAAGGGCUGCCCUGGUGUCGAGGUUCAUACUGAACCACCUGGUGCUGGCCAUUCCACUGAGGGUACUGGUGGUGCUGUGGGCCUUCGUCUUGGGUCUCUCUAGGGUCAUGCUGGGGCGGCAUAAUGUCACCGAUGUGGCUUUUGGCUUCUUUCUGGGCUACAUGCAGUACAGCAUCGUGGACUAUUGCUGGCUCUCACCCCACAAUGCUCCAAUCCUCUUUGUACUGUGGAAUCAACAAUGACACCAUCUCAUUGAUUUUGGCACCAAGAAGUCUGAAGGUUUCCACAUUUGAUGAUGCCAGCCUAAACCAGCAGCCAUCCUGCUUGCCCCUCUUAGACAUUUCAGGUUUCCUUUGGGAUUUCAGGUGUCCCACCAUACUGAUAUGUUGCUAGGCUGGAGUACAUGCUGGCCAUCACUGAACACAGCCAUACUAGGGAAAGAAAAAAAAAUCCCUCUAUUGUAUAUUUAUUCAGUAACUGUUUAUGUCUCCAGGACAACUGCAAAGAAAGCAAACUGGGAUAGUUUUACUAUUGCUGUUUUUUAAAAGUUGACAUCAGUAAGAUUUAUGUUUGUAGUAAUCCCUAAGUCAACACCCUUAUAAAGCGAACUUUGAGAAAAAUACAUGAUCUUCAUUCUGUAAAUAUACAUGCAGAUAAACCAUGUACUAAUCCUAGUUUUAUUCCUGAGGUAGAUCUGAAACAGUAUUUUAAAAGUUUAAGACGUAGGUUUUUCUAGUUUAUUACUUGAAGAUGUUGCCACAGUUGGGGAGAUUUCUUCUAAAUCUUGAUUUCUUGGUAAGCUUUUUUACUUAUCCCUCUUAUUUUUGUGGAUUGGGAGUAAGAAAAGAGAUUGUAGUACUUGUCUUUUGUCUCCCUCAACCUCUCAAAAGAUCUUUAAAUCGAUAUUUUUUUCCCACCACUUCCUAAUACUGUCUUUCAGCAUUCAGAGAACAAGCCAAGAACUUAAAGAGCAAACACUUAAAAGGUGGCAUAUCAAAGGUGCCCAUAAAAAAAGGAAGAAGGGGACUAUAGCCUCAUGCUUAAUUCUGUUGACAACUAAUAACAUGGCAUGACAAAGGGCAGAGAUGCCAAGUUGCUGGAGAAAGUCAGGGGAGCUAAGAGUCUAGGGGUAGGCCGACUACAUAUUCUGCCGAUAACCAGUAUGGCAGGAGAUGAGGCCCUGCUGCCAGUCAUCUCUACUGAAUACAGAAUAACGUUCCUUACUCUACUGGGGUAAUAAAAUGGGAAAGUAAUGUGCUUCUUUUCAAUGCAAGACCGUAUACUUUCUCAUAUCUACAAGGAUGACCCUGUAUACUACAGUUGUUCAUAUGGAAUUCCGUUUUCUGUAUAUAGCACCCUUUAGAUAACAGUAUUUAACUUGAAAUUCAUCAAGGGAACCUGCUGCUAUACCAGGCACAAAGUAUAACUUCUAAAUUUCUGUUUACAUUUAUCUUUAUUUACAUUUAAAGCUGUACAUCCACGGUGCCCCCCCCGUAUCAUAAGACCAAAGACCACUAAAUGCACAGUGAAUUCUGCUCAUUGUUCUUUGACCCAGAAAGACCGAAGAGGGUACGUGCUUUAAGUGUUGCUUUACAGGGAAAGAAAACCUUUAAAUUACCUAUGGAAGUGGUGUCCUUCGAUAAUCUUGACUGUUUUUGCACUUGUAAAUAAAAUUAUGGACUUUGAUCUGACAUACAAAAGUUCAGAUAGGAACCAAGAGAAUGACUGUAAUAAGUAGGUUCUGAUUGGGUAGAAGCAUGAAUUUGCUGAGAGUGAAACUGAAAAAGGAAGCUACCCUUUCAGAAUCAAAUCAUUUGCAUUCCCACAACACCCUGAACACCAACUACCUCUUCACUUGCUAAAUCAGCUUAACUGUGAAGCUCUAAGUGGUUUGGGUUUGUUGUUUAACCUUAGAGAGAUCCUUUAUUUUAAUUGCAGCAAUGUUCAGGCCAGAUAUUUGAAAGCAAUGAUAUUUCCUCUUGCAGUGUCCACAAAUCUGAAUAUUGGGGGCUUGAAAUUAGGCUUGCCUUCUGGUUCGUAAUUAUAAUUUAGAAUUCCCUGUUUUAGUUACUGGGGCCUGAGUUUGCUGACUUUUAAAACACAGAUCAAUUCAUCUGAUGUUUUUGGAGCAUCAUAAGUACUGUAGAGUAGGAAACUGACUUCUUUGUUAAUUAAUUGUACACUGAGGAAUGCCUUUUAAAAAUCAAAAUAAAAUUAAACAAUAUGUGGAA